Cynocephalus volans (Philippine flying lemur) is the source of this 3750-nucleotide messenger RNA. RefSeq names its product protein phosphatase 1 regulatory subunit 21 (gene PPP1R21). The record is from RefSeq and is a predicted model, not a curated record. The transcript is spliced from 27 exons. Gene Ontology annotation, cellular component: membrane; early endosome. Lineage: Eukaryota; Metazoa; Chordata; Mammalia; Dermoptera; Cynocephalidae. Bases 1 to 3444 code for a protein of 1147 amino acids.
AUGGAGGAUAACCCUGGAGACAAGGAAAUGUGUUCAGAUAGAUUUGGCGGAGUGGAACGGAAGAAUGGGGACCACCUGAUUUCAUCUUGUGCCAAGGAGGGCAACACAAAGCAGCAGUGUCUCCUAUGGAGCCUGGCCCAGGCGGGGCACGGGGACGGAGAACCCUGUGCAAACCCACAGAUCGUUCUCUAUCGCUUCCACUUCACACUGGGAAAUACAGUCAAAACUCCUGCCGCAGCCCUUUGCCCAACUUCUUUCAGAGGUGUCCUGGGACAGGGACCGUUUGGAGAUGGCUGUUGCCAGGACAACAGAAACCAAAUACCAGGCAGAAGUGUCACUGUUUCUGAGGAUGUGGAGCGUGGGUCAACUGAGUACAAUAAAGAUCCCAGAAAGCCUCUGCGAGUCCAGCCCUGUCCAGGUCAGCCCCUGAACCCACAUUUUCAGGCUGAGGAAGCAAAACUUCAGCGCGGAUCAAACUCGGUGAGGGCGCGCCCCCUGGUGGCAAAAAGAACCGUUGUGGGCAGCGACUCCUCUGGAGAGAAUGGAACUGAGCGGAGGUGUGGUUUAGGGGCCUUCUCAGCGGUACAUAUUCGUGAUGUAACCAUCAAACACCAGGCGGUUGCCAUGGGAACCACGGAGGGAGGGGGUGGUCGGCCAGAAUUCUUGAUGCGCUUAGAAUGUGUCUUUUUCCGGUCCUCUGCUCUUCGCAAGCACCGCUCCUGCCCUUGGUCCCCCGCCCAUUCUGUAGUUGCUCAUCAUUCUCUUGUCCCCUCGAUUCUCCCUUUCUCCACUCCAGGUCGCCAUCUUGGACCAAGCAUCAAGAUGGCGCCCCCGGUCUGGCGAGGCUGCGCGCGCAUGUACUCGGGCCCGAGAGGGUGGGGCGGUGUCUUCAAGACGUCGCCCCGCCCCCGGUCCCGCUCCGCCCCCGGUCUCGCUCCGCCUUCCUCCCUCCCCGCGAACCCGGAAGUGGAGGAGGAGGCGCGGCGGCAGUGGCUGAGUAGGCAGACGCUGGCUGAUCCGUUCCCCGGAGCGUGUCUGGGGUUGGGGGCGGGGGGCGGGGCUGAGCGGCCUGGGCAGCCUGGCCUGGACGGGGCGGGGGAGGCCAUGGCCUCGGCAGAGUUGCAAGGGAAGUACCAGAAGCUGGCUCAGGAGUACUCGAAGCUUCGGGCUCAGAAUCAGGUACUGAAAAAAGGUGUUGUGGAUGAACAGGCAAAUUCUGCUGCUUUAAAGGAACAGCUGAAAAUGAAGGAUCAGUCAUUGAGAAAACUACAACAGGAAAUGGACAGUUUGACAUUUCGAAAUCUGCAGCUUGCCAAGAGGGUAGAACUACUUCAAGAUGAACUAGCUCUAAGUGAACCCCGAGGCAAGAAAAACAAGAAAAGUGGAGAAUCUUCUCAGUUGAGUCAGGAGCAGAAGAGUGUCUUUGAUGAAGAUCUGCAAAAGAAGAUAGAAGAAAAUGAACGGUUGCAUAUACAAUUUUUUGAAGCUGAUGAGCAGCACAAGCACGUGGAAGCAGAGCUGAGGAGUCGGCUGGCCGCUCUGGAGACAGACGCGGCCCAGCACCAAGCUGUGGUUGAUGGCUUGACCCGGAAGUACAUGGAAACCAUUGAGAAACUGCAGAAUGACAAGGCUAAACUAGAAGUAAAAUCUCAGACUCUGGACAAGGAGGCCAAGGAAUGUCGACUUAGAACAGAAGAAUGUCAAUUACAGUUAAAGAAUCUUCAUGAAGAUUUGUCAGGUAGAUUAGAGGAAUCCUUGUCAAUCAUCAAUGAAAAAGUACCUUUUAAUGAUACAAAAUAUAGCCAGUAUAAUGCUCUGAACGUUCCACUCCACAAUAGGAGACAUCAGCUGAAGAUGCGGGAUAUUGCUGGGCAGGCCCUGGCUUUUGUUCAAGAUCUUGUGACAGCUCUUCUGAACUUUCACACUUAUACGGAACAGAGGAUUCAGAUUUUUCCUGUUGAUUCUGCCAUUGACACUAUAUCUCCAUUGAAUCAGAAGUUCUCACAAUACCUUCAUGAAAAUGCAUCCUACGUCCGCCCUCUUGAGGAAGGAAUGCUUCAUUUAUUUGAAAGUAUUACUGAGGAUACUGUGACUGUCCUGGAGACAACUGUGAAAUUGAAAACUUUUUCAGAGCAUUUAACCUCCUACAUAUGUUUUCUUAGGAAGAUUCUUCCUUAUCAGUUAAAAAGUUUAGAAGAAGAAUGUGAAUCUUCUCUUUGCACAUCUGCAUUAAGAGCCAGGAAUCUAGAGCUAUCCCAGGACAUGAAAAAGAUGACAACUGUGUUUGAGAAGCUGCAGACUUAUAUUGCUCUUCUCGCCUUGCCAAGUACAGAGCCAGAUGGACUCCUUCAGACAAACUACAGUUCUGUCUUAACAAAUGUUGGUGCUGCUCUGCGUGGAUUUCAUGAUGUCAUGAAAGAUAUUUCUAAACAUUAUAGUCAAAAAGCUACUAUAGAGCAUGAACUUCCAACAGCAACACAGAAACUGAUAACAACUAAUGACUGUAUCCUGUCAUCAGUAGUGGCAUUAACGAAUGGAGCAGGAAAGAUAGCAUCUUUCUUCAGCAACAAUGUGGACUACUUCAUUGCUUCACUGAGCUAUGGGCCUAAGGCAGCGAGUGGAUUCAUUAGUCCUGUAUCAGCCGAAUGCAUGCUACAGUACAAGAAAAAAGCUGCUGCUUAUAUGAAGGCCUUGAGAAAGCCCCUCUUGGAGUCUGUGCCCUAUGAAGAAGCACUGGCAAACCGCCGGGUUCUUCUCAGCUCUACUGAAAGUCGAGAAGGCCUUGCCCAACAGGUUCAGCAGAGUUUGGAAAAGAUUUCUAAACUGGAGCAGGAAAAAGAACAUUGGAUGUUGGAAGCACAACUAGCCAAAAUCAAGCUAGAGAAAGAAAACCAGCGAAUUGCAGAUAAGCUGAAGAGUACAAGUAGUGGGCAGUUGGUUGGGCUGGCCCAGGAAAACACUGCCGUAUUGAAUGCUACUGGCCAGGAUGAAGCUGCAGCCAUGGCUGUGCUGGAGGCUGUUCAGAGUACCAGUCUGAUUGGGAUUUUAACCAGAACAUCGGACAGUGAGGUUCCAGAUGUGGAAUCUCGUGAAGACUUAAUUAAAAAUCACUACAUGGCAAGGAUAGUGGAACUUACAUCUCAGCUGCAGCUGGCUGACAGUAAGUCAGUGCAUUUUUAUGCUGAGUGCCGAGCACUCUCUAAAAGACUGGCCUUGGCUGAAAAGUCUAAGGAGGCUUUGACAGAAGAGAUGAAACUUGCUAGUCAGAACAUCAGCAGACUUCAGGAUGAGCUGACAACUACCAAGAGGAGUUAUGAGGAUCAGUUAAGUAUGAUGAGUGACCACCUGUGCAGCAUGAAUGAGACAUUAUCUAAACAGAGAGAGGAGAUUGACACAUUAAAGAUGUCCAGUAAGGGAAAUUCAAAAAAGAACAAGAGUCGAUAGUUUUCAAAUAGCUGGUUGGUGACUGUUCUUUCCAGAGCUGCUACUGCUGCACAGAGCUGCAGGGCCAAGACUCCACGUCCAGUACUGGCGGACUCCAGGAAGCUGAAGUGUUGUUGGACCUAGUAAACUAGUCAGUGUUGUAAAUGGCCUUGAAACAUUUAAAAUAUAUUUGUAAUCAGUGAGGCAAAUACAGAAUUUGAUGUUGACAGUAAAAUGGAAAACAAUACACAUACUAUGGAUAUUGUAGGUUUCCUUAUGCUGUUUUUACUGUGCACUUUUUAAAAUUAGGUUUUAAUUUCAGUAUGU